Molecule: messenger RNA, 1080 nt
Organism: Brenthis ino (lesser marbled fritillary)
Lineage: Eukaryota; Metazoa; Arthropoda; Insecta; Lepidoptera; Nymphalidae
Source: the annotation of a GenBank genome assembly
AUGCGCGCGCAAAUGCUGAUUUAUAUUUGGCGCGAAGUUAAAGGUGUCCUAUUGCUCCUAAAUUCAGUAUUCGCAUUACCUCCCGUCCUCCUCAUACCUCUGUGCUUCAACGCGAUUGCGCAGUGCGUUUACUUAUGCAGAUCAGUUGACGAAAAAAAGUUUUCAUUUAAGUAUUUUUCUCUGAAACAUCACGUUUCAAAUUAUAAGAGCGUGACGAGUCGUUUUGCCGCGCUCUUAGGUUACAAUUUCAAUAACAAUUACAUGAGACUUAGGACAACGAAUGUGGUUCCAACGAAGAGACUGCCGGAUGCCUUGAUAAUAGGGGUUAAGAAAUGUGGAACGAGAGCGCUUUUGGAAUUUUUAAGGUUGCAUCCCGACGUGAGGGCAGCUGGUUCGGAAGUGCAUUUUUUUGAUAAAUUUUAUCAUAAGGGUUUUGAAUGGUACAGGGAAAAGAUGCCACCAACUCUAGAAGGACAAAUAACAAUGGAGAAGACCCCAUCGUAUUGGGUCACAAGAUCAGCACCAAAACGUGUAUACGCUAUGAAUCCUGCUGUCAAAUUGAUAGCUGUGGUUCGAGAUCCAGUAACUAGAGCUAUAAGUGAUUAUACACAAUCGGCCAGUAAAAGACCAUCUCUGCCCCGUUUCGAGGACUUAGCAUUAGUAAACAGUACGGUAGUGUGGGGAGGUCCAUGGUCUGUAGUUGAUGCUUCUUGGCCGCCGGUCAGGCUUGGUAUUUAUGCCAGGCCUUUAAGGCGAUGGCUACGAAGGUUUCCAAGGUCGAGGAUAUUGUUGAUCAGUGGAGAAAGACUGGUUUUGGAUCCUGCUGCUGAGAUUGGAAGAGUUCAGGAUUUUUUAGGUUUAAAGCGGGUGAUAACAGAAAGACAUUUCUAUUUCAAUUCCACAAAAGGAUUCCCUUGUCUACUCAAAUCUGAGACUCGUCCCAUACCACAUUGCUUGGGCAAGAACAAAGGUAGGAGUCACCCGUACAUAGAUCCAGUAGCGAUAGAACGCCUUAGAGAAUUCUAUAGGCCGUAUAAUGAGAGGUUUUACGAAUUGUCUGGUAUUAAUUUUGGAUGGCCU